AUGGCACGGCUGGUCCAGCAGGCAUUUCUCCGAUGGAAGAUGUACAGCCGCUUCGAGCGGACCGUCAAGCAGCUGGCGGCCGUAGUGGACCCCGUGGCGGACGUGCUUGAGAAGCUGCCUGAAAACCGCACACCCACGGACGUGCAAAGGCUGAUGCCGCUGAUUGACGCCUACCGGCAGCUCCACCUGCCUGUACGGGAGCUGCUCGCUUCCUACCUACAACUUGCCGUACUAACCGACCGUACGGAGCUGCCGCGCGGUCCCGCCGACCACACGUGCCUGUUCAGCGUGGUGUACGGCAGUAUGACAGCGCUUAUGGGGGACCCCGCCGACCCCGCAUUGGUCAGCAUUCGCACGUUUGCGGCCGAGCAGCUUCGUGGACACCUCAGCCCCGAAACCAGCAUCCAACGCGCCCCGGCCGGACAAACCAUCAAGUCGGACAGCACGAUCAGCCUUGGCGGCGGCGGCGGCGGCGGCGGCAGUGCAGGAGGCAGCGGGGCGGCGUUUCCGGGCUCCGAGCCGCCGCCGUCCCGGCAGUCGCAGUUGCAAUCGCAGUCCCGGCGGCUGGGUACGGCAGGCGCGGCAGUGCGUGUGGCGGAUGGCGCAGCAGGAGCAGGAGCAGGAGCAGGAGCAGGAGGAGGCGGAGGAUCCACAGAGGGGUCGGCGGAGUCGGGACAGCAAUCGGACUGGAUACAUACCCGGCUAUGGCGCACCGUCAUUGAGAUCAUUAACAAACUUAUAAAGAUGCAGAAGGCCCAGGCGGUUCGGGAGUUGGCCGCGCAACACGCGGCGGCGCUGGAGGACAUGGCGCUGUCGGCGGCGGGGCGCGCAGCGUCGGCGGCUGGCGGCAAGGCCGCGUCGGCGGUGCUUGCGGCGGCGACCGGGUCCUCCGGCGGCGGCGCCAAGGCAGGCGCGGCGGCCAUCGGCAUGGGCGUCCUCCCGGGGGCGGCGGCGGAGGCGGGCUACCUGAGGCUGCUGCCCGCGCUGUCGGCGUUACGAACCCAAGUGGUUGUCAUUCGAACGGGGCAGUCGUUUACCGGAAGGGAGUUGCUGCGUCAGGACGAGGGCGGACCCCUUCAGGUGGACGGGGGGGGCCACGGGGACGCGCCGGGGAGGGCGGUGGCGGCUGUCGUACCCAAGGACUCCCUGGUGGCUGUCGUAUUUGUCAGCAGGGAGGUGUACCACAGGGCCAUGGCGAUGCAGUCCGAGAUUUCCGUACGCCGCGCCGUAGACUGCUGUUGCCGUCUACCAUUCCUCCGCCACACGCCCCUCAAGGAGCUGUACCGCCUGUCCAGACACCUGCAAGAGGUCACCUUCCAGCCGGGGGAGGUGGUGCUGCACCAGGCCCCCGAGCCCUGCCCUACAAACUAAGCUCAAAGCGCUCUUAGGCAAUAAUU
This is a messenger RNA of Volvox carteri f. nagariensis, 1397 nucleotides long. RefSeq lists its product as uncharacterized. The coding region runs from base 1 to 1371 and encodes 456 amino acids. The transcript has 9 exons. NCBI's taxonomy places the organism in Eukaryota, Viridiplantae, Chlorophyta, Chlorophyceae, Chlamydomonadales, Volvocaceae. The record is from RefSeq and is a predicted model, not a curated record.